Molecule: messenger RNA, 2517 nt
Organism: Loxodonta africana (African savanna elephant)
Lineage: Eukaryota; Metazoa; Chordata; Mammalia; Proboscidea; Elephantidae
Gene: DYNAP
Product: dynactin associated protein
Biological process (GO): activation of protein kinase B activity
Cellular component (GO): plasma membrane; Golgi apparatus
Source: RefSeq, a predicted model, not a curated record
AUGAAGCUCCCAGUUCAGCAUGUCAGUAAGGCUUGUACAGAUGUCACUGCUGUCUGUGUUGACCCAGGAACCUUUGAAGACUCAAAUUUCCCAGAAAGACAAUGCCGACAUGCACGGGAAUGGCUCAAGGUUGCAGAUAUAAAGGGCAAUGAACAGAUGGAAAAAUAUUCUUGGAGUUAAGCUUGUAGUAGUACAAGGUCAAGCAUGGACAGAAAGCAUGGAAAAUGCGUAGUGAAUAUUGAACCCCCUGGGAACCAGCUAGUAAAAGGAAAUGGUUACAAUAACUGGUCUCAGUGGAAAAUCUUCCUGGCUUGUCUCUUAGCCUGUGUGAUAACAACAGCAAUCAGAGUACUCACAGUAUGUCUGGUGAAUAAUAAACGGAAUAGUGGAGUCCUUUUUCUUGUUAUCCAGCUACCUAAAAUAAUGGAGAACCACUCCUGGAACAACCUCUACCACUUCUCAACCUACAGUGACCACCGCUUGAACUGAACCAAUAGCUAGCACCACUUCAUCAGACUCUGCAACAACUGCAAUUUCUACUGGACCUACGACUUCAACAGCCAUCACUACCACUUCAGCUCAACCUACAGCCACAACUACUCUCACUUCAACAGUCUCUACAAUUGCUACAACUUCUGCAACUGCAGCGGCCAUGCACAUCAUUUAAUUGCAGCUACAACUACCGUAGCCACCAUCAGCAUGUCAGCUAAAACUACAAUCCCUACAACUCAGCUUAUAACCCCAACACCAUCACUUUAACAUGAUCUACAACUAUUGCAAUUUCCAUUCAAUGAACAACCACUUAAUCUUAGUUGACAAGCUCAACAACCACUGCUUUCACCGCCUCUUCAACUGAACCUACAACUACCUUCAUGUCAACCAAACCUACAACCACUGCCACCACCAUUUCCACUUAACCUACAGCUACUGUAAUUUCCGCCAGGCCUUAAAUAGCAAUGGCUAUCACUUUCCUUCAAAAAUCUAUCAUUUCCCCUAUUCAUCUGAACUUGUAACCAUGAAUGCCACUGCUGCUGCUGCUUUAACCUAGUAUAAUUACUAUCAAUCAUCAAAAUGACCUCUUCUAUAGUCAGUUAUGAAUCCUAGUUGCUCAGUGGUGAAAAUGCUUGGCUGCUAACAGAAAGCUCAGUGGUUCAAACUCAGCAGCUGGAUAGAUGUGGCAGUGUGUAUCCAUAAAGAUUACCACCGUGGGAACCCUAUGGGGCAGUCGUACUCUGUCCGAUAGGGUCCCUAAAAAAACCCAAAAACCCGCUGCCAUCAGGUCAAUUCUGACUCAUAAAAAUAGAGACCCUAUAUAACAGAGUAGAACUGCCCCAUAGAGUUUCCAAGGAGAGCCUGACGGGUUUGAACUGCUAGCCUUUUGGUUAGCAGCUGCAGCUUUUAACCACUGUGCCACCAGCGUUUCCAAUAGGGUCACUAUGAGUUGGAAUUACUUGAUGGCAAUGGGUUUGGUUUAUCGGUGUUUUUUUAUAGUGAGUUAAACUUUAACUAUGACCGCUACAACUUAACCUACAACUUUCCCCCUUUGCUGACUCUUCCCUGAAAUUGUAGCUGUCUCUUCUGCAAUAGCUGAGCAUAUCCACUGAGUAUACUGUCAUUUACUGCAUUAUAUAUACAGCAACUAUCACAGCACCACUUAAAGGACAGUUACACCCAUGAAUACUGUAAUAAUCACCUCAUUUUGUACUAAAUCAACGCAAGGAUUUCUAAAAGUGUUUUAAAUUUUUUCAAAGAACUGAACAAUUAAUCUAAGAAUAUGACUUUGGUUCUAUAGUUCAAAAUAAUAUAAUUUCAUAUAGCUAAAGCAACCCAAUUUAUUCAUUUAAGAAAUUUUAUAUAAAAUCUCAUGGAAAAGUUAGCCAUUUAUAUUUUAAUAUGUCGUACUCCACCAGCCUGAGACCAGAAGAACUAGAUGGUGCUCAGCUACUAUCGAUGAUCGCCCCUACAGGGAACACAACAGACAGUCCCGAACACAGCAGGAGAAAAAUGUAGAACAGAACUCAAAUUCAUGUAAAAAGACCAGAAUUAAUGGUCUGAAAGAGACUGGAGAAACCCUGAAACUAUGGCUCCCAGACACACUGUUAACCCAGAACUGAAACCAUCCCCAGAACCUACUCUUCGGACAAAGAUUAGAAAGGACUAUAAAAGAAAAAAAUAAUACACAUGAGGAAUGUGCUUCAAUCAGAUACGCAAGACCAAAUGGGCUGUUCCUGUCCAAAAAAAGCAGGAUGAGGGGGCAGGAAGGGACAGGAACUGGUUGAAUGGACUCAGGGAACCUGGGUGGAAAGGGGGAGUGUGCCGUCACAUUGUGGGGAUUGCAACUAAUAUCACAAAAAAAUAUGUGUAUAAAUUUUUGUAUGAGAAAUUCACUUGAGCUGUAAACUUUCACCUAAAGCACAACAGAAAAAAAAGUAUUAGCUUCAGCUCAUAACAUUGUAUUUCUCUGCACACAAGCUGCAUGUGUAAUGAACAGAAAUUUUAUAUAGGGAGAUUUAAACA